ACGAUUGGUCAGAGGCGCGUACGCGCGGCGCCAGACUUCCAUCGCAUUGGGCGAGGGCGACGUCGAUCAAGGCGCAAUCUCCUCCCCUUUCAGCAGGGUCGGGUGCUAGCGGAGCAAGCCCACCCCGAGCACCUCCAGCUGGCCAAACAGAAGACGCAGGAGGAGUAGAGGGCUCGGACAUGGGGAGGAGGAAUCAGCACUGGCCCGUCUGAUAGAGAUCGGUGUUUUCUUUUUUUCUUUUAUUUAUUUGGGGUAAAAACCGAGAGGCCUUAGAGAAGCGAACGAACGGAGAGGAGAGGAGAACCCAUCCCUUGCACAAAGCUCGAAAUAAAUCAAUGGACUGAAUGAAGACCGCAUAUGACGCCUAUCGAUGCCUGGCCAAGGAUUUGGAUGCGUACGCCAUGAACCCAGAGAUGACAAUGGACAUUGGCACUCUACACGGCGGAUUAAGCCACGAGCAGGACUUGAUGGGCAGCCACAGCUCGCAUCACAAUCGUAACGCGCCGGGGGCUUCUUUGCGGAUACACCAGGACCUGAGCGUGGCAUCGUCGCGCUCCGCCAUGGUGUCCAGUAUGGCAUCGAUUCUAGACGGCGCCGGAGGAGAGUACCGUCCGGAGCUGUCUCUGCCGCUCCAUCACGCCAUGAGCAUGCCGUGCGACACGUCCCCGCCCGGGAUGAGCGGUACAUACACCACGCUGACCCCGCUCCAGUCGUUACCGCCUAUCUCCACGGUGUCCGACAAAUUUCACCAUCCGCAUCACCACCACCACCAUCACCACCACCAUCAGCGUCUCUCUGGGAACGUGAGCGGGAGUUUCACUCUCAUGCGGGACGAGAGAGCUCUACCGGCCAUGAACAACCUCUACAGUCCCUACCACAAAGACAUGAGCGGGAUGGGUCAGAGCUUGUCCCCGCUGGCCAGCAGUCCGCUCGGCAACGGCUUGGGCUCCAUCCACAACGCCCAGCAGACGCUCCACAACUACGGAGCGCACGGGCACGACAAGAUGCUGAGCUCCAACUUUGACGCCCACACUGCCAUGUUGGCCAGAGGGGACCAGCACCUCUCCAGAGGCCUCGGUGGCCCCGCGGCGGGCAUGAUGCCCCAUUUGAACGGAAUGCACCACGGCGGGCAUCCGAGCCACCCUCAAUCCCACGGACCCGUGUUGGCUUCCGGCCGGGACAGGCCGCCCUCCUCCUCCUCCUCGUCGCUGACUCCGGGCGCCGGCUCGGGACAGCUCGAGGAGAUCAACACCAAAGAAGUGGCUCAGCGCAUCACGGCCGAGCUGAAGCGCUACAGCAUCCCGCAGGCCAUCUUCGCGCAGCGGGUCCUGUGCCGUUCGCAGGGAACCUUGUCGGACCUGCUGCGCAACCCCAAACCCUGGAGUAAACUCAAGUCGGGACGGGAGACGUUUCGGAGGAUGUGGAAAUGGUUACAGGAGCCCGAGUUCCAGAGGAUGUCGGCCCUUCGGCUUGCAGCGUGCAAACGAAAGGAGCAGGAUCCCAGCAAAGACAGAAGCAAUACACCAAAGAAAUCGCGGCUGGUCUUCACCGACCUGCAGCGGAGAACACUUCUGGCCAUCUUUAAAGAAAACAAACGUCCGUCCAAAGAAAUGCAACUGACCAUCUCGCAGCAGCUGGGCCUUGAACACAGCACUGUUAGCAACUUCUUCAUGAACGCCCGCAGACGCAGCCUAGACAAAUGGCUGGAUGAGGGAUGUCCAGGGAACACGUCCACCUCCAGCACUUGUACCAAAGCGUGAUCCGGGGGGGACGGGGGGAGGGAGGGAGGGAGGCGGAG
Messenger RNA from Triplophysa rosa, 1798 nucleotides. RefSeq names its product one cut homeobox 2 (gene onecut2). Gene Ontology annotation, molecular function: DNA-binding transcription factor activity, RNA polymerase II-specific; RNA polymerase II cis-regulatory region sequence-specific DNA binding. The record is from RefSeq and is a predicted model, not a curated record. Gene Ontology annotation, biological process: regulation of transcription by RNA polymerase II. Gene Ontology annotation, cellular component: nucleus. NCBI's taxonomy places the organism in Eukaryota, Metazoa, Chordata, Actinopteri, Cypriniformes, Nemacheilidae. The coding region runs from base 345 to 1760 and encodes 471 amino acids. The transcript has 2 exons.